AUGUACACAUUGCUACUGAUACGAAUUGAGCGCCCGUUGCAGUGCCUUUGCUUCCAUUUGGUCGCGGCGCCGCGGCGUGCAGACUGGGGAUACGCGGCUCGUUUUAUUGCGGACAAGAGUGUUUCAAGGCUGGAUGUGCGCCGUUUCUUUGUCUCGACGUUCCUGGCAACAACAUCUGAUGCCUCCAAUAUCGCACAACGCACAGGGAAAACACACAAAAUUAUCCAUGACCUCGCAAAGUCCGGUAGUGCCACCAAUCAAGAUGGUACCUAUAAUCCGUUUGCCGACUACGCCUUCACUGGGACUGUGCGCCCUGUCUAUCCUCUAUCGCCAACUCGCAAAGUGCCGGACCACAUACCUCGACCUGACUACGCCGAAGAUGGGAAACCGCGAUCUGAGAUGCAGCGCGCCGGCCAACCUCCUCGUAUCUUGAGCCCUGAGGAGCAAGAAAAGAUGCGCACGGUCUGCCGCCUGGCACGCGAGGUUCUCGACAUCGCUGCAGCCAGUGUCCGGCCAGGCAUUUCAACGGACGAGAUCGACGAGAUCGUCCACAACGCCAUCAUCGAGCGAAACGCGUAUCCCUCCCCACUCAACUACCGGAACUUCCCUAAAUCCGUCUGCACGUCUGUCAACGAGGUUAUUUGCCAUGGUAUCCCCGAUCAGCGGAGGCUGAGAGAGGGAGACAUCGUCAACAUUGAUGUGUCGUUAUACUACGAAGGCUAUCAUGCAGAUCUCAACGAGACAUACCCAGUUGGAGAAAUUGAUGAAGAUUCGAAGAGUCUCAUCCGCACGACGCGUGGGGCUCUAGAUGCAGCGAUCGCUAUGUGCAAGCCCGGGGCAUUAUUCCGAGACAUAGGCAAAGUGAUUGAGCCACUUGCACGAGCAGGCGGCUGUGCGGUCGUUCGCACAUACACUGGACACGGAAUCAAUGACCUCUUCCAUUGCUCGCCGACGAAUAUCCCCCACUAUGCCAAGAACAAGGCCGUCGGUACCAUGAAGGCCGGAAUGACAUUCAGCAUCGAGCCGAUGUUGAACUUGGGCACCAACUGGGGCGAUGUUCAUUGGCCGGACAACUGGACGGCAACCACGACAGAUGGGAAUAGAAGCGCCCAAUUCGAGGAUACAAUAUUAAUUACCGAGAAUGGAGCGGAAAUCCUCACAAAGGGCACUCGUGCAGUUUUAUGA
Molecule: messenger RNA, 1185 nt
Organism: Cyclocybe aegerita
Lineage: Eukaryota; Fungi; Basidiomycota; Agaricomycetes; Agaricales; Hemipholiotaceae
Source: the annotation of a GenBank genome assembly